Cydia splendana is the source of this 1470-nucleotide messenger RNA. RefSeq names its product START domain-containing protein 10-like. The coding region runs from base 113 to 1192 and encodes 359 amino acids. Gene Ontology annotation, molecular function: lipid binding. NCBI's taxonomy places the organism in Eukaryota, Metazoa, Arthropoda, Insecta, Lepidoptera, Tortricidae. The transcript has 6 exons. The record is from RefSeq and is a predicted model, not a curated record.
CAACACGUGUGCAAAAAGUACAGACGAGGGCGCGCAUGCGCGGUAUCGAGCCAUCAGGCCAUGCUGCAGAGACAGGCCAGUCGGGCAGUCGAGCUGUGAUGUCCGCGGUCGGAUGGGCUCAGCCGGAUGGGCGCGCGGCGAGGCGCGCGUAGCGGACGACUCCGACUUUGAAACCCUCAAAGGCUUUCUCGCUUCCGAAAAAGGCUGGACCUUGGAGUACGAAAAGGACGGCGUCAAGGUCUGGGCCGAGGACGCCGCUCACGGCGCGCUAAGAACCGUCAAGGUGGUAGCCGAAUUCGAUGAUGUGGAGCCGGACGCCCUGUACGACGUGCUGCACGACCCGGAGUACCGCUCCGUGUGGGACACGCACAUGCUGGCCGCCGAGGACGCGGGCCACAUCAACGUCAACAACGACGUCGGCUACUACGCCAUGUCAUGCCCGGCGCCGCUCAAGAACCGCGACUUCGUGCUGCAGCGGUCCUGGCUGGACACGGGCGAGGAGAAGCUGAUUCUCAAUCACUCGGUCUUCCACAAGGACUACCCACCCAGGAAAGGAUAUGUCAGGGCCCUGUCUCUCCUCACCGGGUUCGUGGUGCGAAGUCGGCCCGGCACCGGCGGCAGCUGGCUGGGCUACGUGUCGCGCUCCGACCCACGCGGAGCGCUGCCCGCCUGGCUUGUCAACAGGGUGACGGCUCAGCUCGCGCCUCGGUUGGUACAGCAGUUGCACGCGGCGGCACGGCGCUACCCCGGCUGGAAGGCACUCACCGACUACCCUCACCACAAGCCCUGGCGCCACCCGGAGCAGGUCCCUGCCUACAGGAUUAAGCUGGAAGACUGUGUCGAUCCUGACGCACCGGUGCCACCUGCUCAGGAGCCUAAACCAGAGACUUCAAAAGCCAAACUAGAGGUGCCACAGAAACAGAUAGAAAGUCAGAGUAUCGAAGACUUGGGAGACAUAUCAUCAGAAUUCAGCGUCGAGGUGGAAGAAGAGCCGGCAGACUUGAACCAAGACCCGACUAAAAAGAAAGGGAAGUUUUACAAACUCGUGAAGUCUAUGAAAAAUAGAAGAAAGAGUGUCCAAGUCGCUAAAAGUGCUGAUAAUAUUCUGGAAGGUAAACCCGAAGAAAAGGAAAAGAAAAAAGGGUUCAAGUUCCAUCGUAGGUUUAGUAUUAGCAGAGGACGGGAGGAUUGAGCUUAUUCGAGUUGUGUUGUGAAUUCUGGUUACAGAACGGCAGUGUAGGUACGACUAGAUUUUAAACAGAACAACGUUUUAAAUUUCAGUCAAAAGGCUAGAUGUAGCCGUUAAUAAAAAUACGGUUAAAUACGAUUAUACGUAUGUAUAAUUAUAAAGGUAAGUACAAGUGUCGCCAACGUUACUGGAAAUGAAUAUGGUACUAUAAAUAAUUACCUAUCGCUAUACCGAUAUUAAUAAAUACUUAAAUAACAUAAUCAACGUUUUACUCACGGGUU